AACAUUCCUCAAAUUGUCAAUAGUAAGUUGUCAAAAGUUUUACGUUACUUGAGCAUUUUUUGUUUUUGCAAAAUGCGUUUUACGAACGAUGAAGCUGUUGAUUUGCUUGCGCUUUAUUUUGAAUGUCUUCAAAAUGCUGCAGUAGCAAAAAGAGUUUAUGCUGCUCGUUAUCCAAAUCGAAGUCCUUGCGAUGUUAGAUUUUUUCCCCGAUUAGUGGCGAACUUACGAGCCAAUGGUAGUUUUCGGCCUAGGUUUCAACGGCCAAGAAUUAGAAGAAAUGUGGACAAUAUUAACAGCGUACUGGGAUAUAUUGAAGGAAAUCCUCAUGUUAGCACAAGAGCAUUAUCCCUUGAAUUAGGCAUAUCAAGAACAACGAUUCAAAAUAUUUUGAAGGACAAUAGAAUGCACCUAUAUCAUGUUAAUUUACAUCAGGCAUUGGAAGAAGCAGACUUUGACCGUAGGUUGGACUAUUGCCAUUGGAUAUUAGGCAUGAUACGCGAAGACAGAGAUUUUUUAUUUAAAAUUCUUUGGACCGAUGAAGCUACAUUUAAUAGUGACGGUAGAGUCAACCUGCAUAACAUGCAUUAUUGGUCUGCAGAAAAUCCGCAUUGGUUGCGUGAAGUUCAGCACCAAGGCCGCUGGAGUUUAAAUAUGUGGUGUGGUAUACUUGGAGGCGACAUUAUUGGACCAUAUUUUUUUGAGCAAUCUCUAAAUGGCAAUGUUUUUUUCGACUUUUUGGUAAAUCAAUUACCGUUGUUGCUGGAAGAUGUGCCACUGGAAGUCCGGCAAAAUUUGUUUUUGCAGUUGGAUGGUUGUCCAGCACAUUUUGCUAGGACUGUGCGAGAGCAUAUUAAUAACAUUUUUCAACAGCGGUGGAUUGGAAGAGGAAGCCUGUUUCCAAGGCCUCCGCGAUCCCCAGACUUAACCUGUCUUGAUUUCUAUUUAUGGGGGCGGUUAAAGGACAUUGUAUUUCAGACUCAGCCUACGACUAGAGAAGAUAUGAAAAACCGCAUUCGUAAUGCAAUGCAUAGAGCGUGAUGGUCAGCAUUUCGA
Molecule: messenger RNA, 1053 nt
Organism: Anthonomus grandis grandis
Lineage: Eukaryota; Metazoa; Arthropoda; Insecta; Coleoptera; Curculionidae
Exons: 2
Coding region: 73-1038 (321 amino acids)
Molecular function (GO): nucleic acid binding
Source: RefSeq, a predicted model, not a curated record